AUGCGGAACCAGUUUCCUAUCGUCCUUGUCUUGGGGGCAUCACCACCUCCAGACAAUUUUUCCUUUCAUGUACUCACCCGGCCAGUAACCCUUGGUCUUCCUGCUCUGACCUCACAUCACUACUUGUUCAGCCUUCUAGACUUCCCUCUCAUGGAUGUUACCCCUCAGCUCUUAGCUUUCUGGGAGGCAAGCGCUCCUGUGAACUUUGUGAAUUUCUCAUGGCUGCACUCAAGGAGCCCAGAUAAUCCCAAGAGAAGGGUGGAAGGAGCUGAGGUUCCCCCUUCACUCUCUCUGGUGAUCAGGGUCUGGCUCACAGGUCUCUGGGGCACGCACUCUGGUGGUCUGGCAGGCAGGUUUCAGAAACAGCCACCACUGUAG
Molecule: messenger RNA, 378 nt
Organism: Rangifer tarandus platyrhynchus (Svalbard reindeer)
Lineage: Eukaryota; Metazoa; Chordata; Mammalia; Artiodactyla; Cervidae
Source: the annotation of a GenBank genome assembly